GCGUCGUUCUCUGACAUACGUCGCAAUCUUUUGGAAAACUUUUGCGUUUUUGAGUACCGCGUAAGGUGUCUACUUUCCAAAGCCGGACACGUAUCUGAUUUUGGACAUUCUUCACAUCAUCGUCCUAAUAAUUAUUUGCGCUAACAUCCAGCGAACGAAACUUCUUAUUGGCCUUGUAGUUCUCUUAAAUAUUCAUAUUUAAAGACCAAUAAGAAUUCCCAGAAUUAAGUGCGUGUCCGAGCAUUAGUGCUUUUAUUUCAUCUAAAACUGACUCAAAAUAUCGGCCUUAAUCUCAAUCAAGUUUAAUUCAUUGUUGUAGCGUUUUGAGACAAGAAUCACGUAGACUGAGAUUAUUGUUGCUCGAUCUCAGUGAAAAACUGUGAAUCUUUUAUCUUUAUCCUUUGAUUGUUAUAUUGAGUGGUUGUUUGGUUUUGUUGAGCGUAUUGUACGCCUUAAAUCCCUUUGAUCCCUGCGGAUCUUGCCUCACUGAAUGUUAUUGUAUAUCUCCGUAUCGAAUGAUUUAUCACAUAUAUCAUCAUCCAGAGCAUUCCUUCUCUGAUAUGAAUUUUUUAGAUCGUUAUUUAAACACGUAGCGAUUCCGAUGUGAAAAACAACUACACGUUCAAUUACCAAACCAUAUUUCAACAUAAAAAUAUUCAAUUCUAAUAACAAAAAUAAAAUAUGUAAAAUCACGCGUGUAUAAAUCCGAAAAUAUUUUACUAAAUAUUAAUCUCGCGGUAUACUGGACUCUCAUAUGACUUUUUCGCUAAAAGUCUUCGAGGCGUCUUAUACGCGAGACAAAGGAUCACGCGACGUUUGAGUCGCCGGCGAUCUUCUAUUAUUUCCGACCGCGAGUUGUUUCGCUCCAUGACGAUUCAGGCGACACACGUUCACGCAGUUUCGCCGAUCUUGCGCGUGUCCGCGAUAUCCUCGAGUCCACCCAGUAUGUCGGAAAUAAUUACGCAAACCGUGGCGAAAAAGGAAGACAAUGAGGACGAUCGUAUCAUCAACCUGGAGCUUCUCGGCGAUCCUUGCGGCAACACGCAGAUCCCUUUCGAUCCCGAGAGCCACGGGCUCUCUGCGGAUUUUCAGUUAACGAAAUACGCCGAUCCACUGAGAAAGAACUUGAAUUUGGAGCGACAGGAGAGGCAAUCGUUGCUCGACCUCCUUGACGGCAAAAAGGACGAGAAGACGAGUCCUUACACGCCGACGUGCGAUCGAAAAGACACUCGCGUGACGAGACUGGAUAACGGCGGGAUGCUCCUGGUGGAGACAUUCAACAUAAUCCCUCCGCUCGUCGACGAUCCUUACGUAAUGGGCAAAAUCGCUUAUGCAGUCAUCCUCGGAGGCAUCCAUUCUCUGGGUCUCGCUCAGUGCUCUAGCAUCAGGAUGAUCUUGGGCGUUUCCGACGUCAUGAAAGACGACGAGAGGAAGACGGUGGUGCCGAUGAUGACACGCGGCUUCGUGGACGCGGCGAAGGCCGCGGAGACGUCCGUCAAGGACUGUCAGGUCUUCCAAAAUCCGUGGUGCCUGUUUGGUGGCACCGCCACGGCGCUGUGCUACCCCCACGAGAUAGUCGAGCCGGUGGACGCGACCGCUGGUGACGUGAUAGUGCUGACGAAGCCGCUUGGAACGACGGUGGCUUUGGCUAUAUCGGAAUGGAUGAAGCAGCCUGAGAAGAAGAGCAGACUGCUGUUGACCAUCACCGAGGAGAAUGUCGAGAGAGCUCGUUCUCGAGCCGUCGACUGUAUGAUGAGGACGAACCAGAUCGCCGCUGCGCUUAUGCGAAAGGUUGGCUCCCAUCAAAUCUCGGGGGUCGAUUGGAUUUCGACUACCAUCAACGAAAUGUAAUUCGCCUGUCGACCCUUGAAUCAGUACAACGCCCACGCCGCAUGCGAGGUGGGCUCCUGCGGCAUCCUGGGACACGCGACUCUUCUGGUACAACGACAGACGAACGACGUGAAUUUCAUCAUCCACAACAUGCCGGUGAUCGCGAGGAUGAGCGCGACCGCGAAGAUCACAGGCAACACGUUCCCGCUGCUGCAGGGUGAAGUGCCGGAGGUGUCGGGCGGUUUGCUGAUCGUAUUGCCGCGCGAACAAGCGGCCGCCUAUUGCAAAGCUCUGGAGAAGAUCGAGCGUAGACAAGCGUGGAUCGUCGGGAUCGUCGAGAGCGGCGAGCGCACGGCGCGAGUGAUCGACAGACCGCGAGUGAUCGAGGUGCCUGCUAAGGAUAACGGUGUUUUCCUGUGCUCUUGGUCCCGGGACCGGUCUGCGGACCUUCCGUAUACCCUGGAGGAGGACACUGCGAAGGGCCGCGACGAGAGGACGCCGACGCCGGACGUCGUGGAGCCGGAGGAGUCCGGCCGCGAGCACGACGAUCCGCAGGAGGAUGAUCCGUACGAGUACGACGACGACAUCAGGCCGCCCGCGACGUCCAGGGAGGCCCGCGGCGGCGACGACGACGACGACGACGACGAGGACGUGGAGUGCCUGUCUCUGUUCGAGGCGGCGAGUUAUCUCGCCGCGAGUUCCUCGGUGCCGACCACGCGGGUCAGCGCGCCUUGCUGGGGAUGCAAGAGCUGUACUGUCGAGGCCCUGCCGUUGUUCCUCCUCGGCUCGCCGACGGAGACGACCUGCACGUGUACCUCUUUCCUAUGUAGCAACCGGGUGAGCCAAAUGACCAAGACCUAUAAUGAUAUAGAGGCAGUUACAAGGCUUCUAGAGGAGAAAGAAAAAGACUUGGAGUUGACGGCGCGCAUCGGUAAGGAACUGCUGACGCACAAUCAGAAACUUGAGAGCACGGUAAACGCAUUGGAAGCCGAGCUCAAGGAGGCGAACGAAAAGAUCACACAGUUGAAUCAUGAGCUACUGAAGAAGCACGAGCUGAUACAGAUACUAACGAACGAUGUGGACGAGUCCAGCUCAGAAGCCGGGACACCCACCGGCCUCCGCGGCAUCAAUUUGGACCUGUUGCAGAGGAAGAUCAACACUCUUGAAGAUGAGAACAAGCAGUUACGCAACGAGUUCGCCAAAUUAGCGCACGAUGCCGACGAUUCCGAAGAACAGGAAGCACGCCUCGUAAAGGACAUUACAGCGCAAUUAGUAAGUGCCAACAUGGAGGUAGACGGCAUUGCGGAGGAACUCGGCCGUCAGAAAGAAGAAAACCGUCUGCAACAUGAGCAGAUAGUCAGUCUCACCGCAAAAUUGGCUGAGACGGAGCUCAGACUUGCUCAACUGAUGGCUGAGCAUGACGAAGUGGGAGCGACUCUAGUCAUCACUAGGGAUAAUCAAAAUACACUGGCCAGUGAACUAGCCGAAUUCAAGGAGCGAUACGCGGAGGUGGUGAAUUUACUGGCUGAAACGCAAGAGCAGUUGCGAAAACAGAGGAAACGCGGAAUGCCGACUGUGCGUGGUGGUCCUCUGUUUCCGUCGAUGGGCGCGGCGCCACAGCCGGAUUCUAUCGCUUCGGAACUGGAAUCAUCCCUUUAUUCAGAAUUCAGCGUUGACUCUGGGAUCAGUGGUGACAGAAUACCAACGUACAAAAAAGUAUUUGAAACGGUUCGUACCGCAUCACGGUCGUCCCAUGUGACAAGUAUGGAUCCCAACCAAUUCCCCAGGAUAGGUUCUAUGACGACGUCUACGUUAUCCAGCAGUUCCGCUGGUCCGCGAAUGAGUUGUGGACAAGUGCGACCUCACGCGUCUGCAUAUCCCAGUUUAGACUCCGCUGGACAUAGUGAUAGCGAGGGAUCUCUCCUUACGGAGUCAGAGGAUUAUCCAGGACCACAACGAACCGGUGUACCCGGUGCUCCCGGUGCAGCUGAUCUAGAAGCUGCUUUGCGUCGUCUGACGCCGGCCGAGGUUUUAACCAGGCGUGCGUGUCUCAGUACAGGCGCUGGUUACAGUUAUGAUUACGACGGUGGUGGCAUGCACUCGCCGCCGACGUUCUUGCCUUUUGGCUGUCGCACUCCGGACAGCAUCAUGUCGACUGGCAGCAGCGGUAAUCUAAGCGGCUUUAGCGGCAACAGCGGCAACACUUGGCGUAUACCGGAGAAACUACAGAUAGUUAAGCCGAUGGAGGGAUCUCAGACGUUACAUCACUGGUCGCAGCUGGCGACACCGACACUGGGUGGUCUAUUGGAAGACAGACCAGGCGUGAAAACCAGGGGCGGACGCGGUCUCGAGGACCUCGGUCUUGUUACAUUUACUUUGAGUGAUUUGGAGGAAGACGAGGAAUACACCAAUCCGGGUAAAUUGUUCCAAGACACCGGCUCGGUCUUUACGUACACCAACAGUACAGUGUUGCAUCCGGACGAUCACACUAGCGUGACACCGAGCGUUGUCGGUAGUCGGGUCGCUACAGCGCCCAACAGCGGUAUGAAUUCCGGCAUGAGUACACCCCGCACGCUCAGUCGUCGUAACUCCACGUCGACAUUCUCCACCACACUCGGGCUGGCCAAGAUGUUGAAUGAGAGAGGUAUCAAGGCCGUGACGCCGUCGUGCCUAGGUACUCCGUCCUGUGUAGCAACGCCCACUGGCGAGCGAAAUUUCACACCGACUGCCACACCGUGCAACAGUCCAGACGCGAGCCCACCACCUACACGAUCGACGUCACCACCGCCAGAAACUGGCAGCACUCUUGCGCUAGGAUUAUUCAGUAGCGGAGCAGAGUUAUUAAAACGUACUUUCAGCCAUGAACCACCGGCAACGGCGGCACAGUCCAAGAAAAAGCGACCAAAACCGGCACUCUCGCGUUCCGAAAAGAAAGCUCUCACGGGUAUACGCCUGGUGGAAAAGCUCGAGAGGAUCGGAAUCGACACGAUCAUGGCCACUACCAUCUCAUCGAUCUCGCCCUUAGCGCUGCACGGUGCUUUGUAUACGCGUCGCUUGACUGAGAGUCCAAUGGCACAAUUGACUUUCCUCAAGACCUCAUUGUCCUCCAGUAUCAGCCAAGAGAAGCUAAUAUCUCCCUCGUCUUCAGCAUCCUCCGUUAGUGGCGAGUUCCCGACGGAUAAACCGCCAUUACCGGGCAAACGAAGCGGCGGUAAGGGAGAGUCCGAGGCCGAUGCGCGGUCUAGCUCUAAUGCAUUUAACUUGAGGGCGGGCCAGUCGUCGGGUCGACAACGACGAUCAGGUGCUAAAGCGACAAGACCCGACUUAGGACAAGUUAAGCCACCGGCUCCGACGCCCGUCACUAAAGAAUCCGCUGCGCAAUCGGCAUUGGGCACGAUAAGCUCGCUUCUCUUUGGUCGUAAGGGCGGCUUAUUGUGAAGACUUAAUAGAAUCUGUAAUUCGAAGGGUGGAUUAGUCUAUAUCAGUGAAUUAAUUUCUAAUGAAUUUGCGAAAGGAAGCUCUUUUUUAUUACUUGAAAGUUUCGGUUCACGCAUUCACUGAAUGAUACACGCGCUUGUCUGUAUCAUCGCGCUUAUCUGUAUAUCGUAAUUUUCCAGCAAACCAUUACAAUGAAUCAUCGUGAAAAUUGACAGUUUUACGCUGUUAAAAAGUGUAUCAACUCUGAGGAUUUAUACGAAUCAAGUUGCUAAAUAUAGCCGCACUACGUACACUGAGCAUAAAAUCAUUGUAUCUUAGAUUUUGUUUCGAAAAGAAGAAAAACAAUGAAUUAGAAGCGAGAUUAAUGCUGAGACAGAUUUUUCAUAGGUUGUGAUAUAUGAGGAAAAAUCGGUAAACCGCUAGAGAUCAAAGAGAAAGAUAUCCCGAAAAAUUAUUUUAAUCUUGCAAUUAUGUGAAUGAAAUACGUAUAUACAUAUAUAUAUAUUUCUGAUAAUAUUAAGCAAGAAAUCCGAAAAACGAACUAGGGGGGGGGGAAGAACUAUAGUGGCAGGGUAGUUAGUGAGAUUAAUAAUCGUAUACUCGAAAUUCACAGCUAAUCAGGAAAAAUGAACUGUCAUUAUCUUGACACAUAAAUCAGUAAUUAACAAUAGGGAUGGAAUGCACAGGGUGAUGCAUCGCUCAUGAUACAACAUUUUAUGCGAUUUAGCACAAUAAUUCUAUUUUGGUGCUGAUUUAUUUUCUUUUCCGGUAUAUGCUUGAUAAUGAUGACGAUGAGGAGUCCGUAGCAGCAUUGCCAAUGCUAUUGUCAGUCUUUGCACGCGGAAGAUUGUGCAUUUAGCGUGGAGUCACAAAGUACUGUAUAUAGGCGAGUAAGAUGCAACUACCGGAGGCCAGUUGAAGCGCCUCGCCGUUUUUAGUCCUGACUUUUUUUGUGACUUAUUAAUUUAUUGCAACAUUGUUUCCUGCAGAUGGGGCUCAGUUUUACAUGUAAGUGACCUAUGAUGUACUAUAGAAGAGUGUUUUAGCUCGUCGCAGCCUUGUACAUAGACGUACAAAUUAAUAAAUUAAGUUAGAAAACAACGUGUCGCUAUCCUGUCUCGUUUGCAUCUCCGCUCACAUCUCCUUAUCGUUGUUGUCGAGACCGGUGUCCGAGAGGCCUAAAGAGUUACAUGAAAGAAUGAAAAAUUGGGGUGAAUAGUCAUGUGUGUGUGUAUUGUAAAUAGAGUUUAUCGGUCCGACACGAUUGUCACGAAUCGAGAUCGGGGUAGAAGGGGUGUCAUAUUUUACUGCAAUUACAUUUUGUACUGAUACUUGAGAGAUGCAGGAUCUAACGCAGAACUGGUAUUCGCACCGAAAACUUAGCCCUUUCCAAUAAUUAUUUUAUCCAUAGCGCGAUAUAGUUUUUAGAUACUUUUUAGAUACUUUAGGCUGGAUAUCGAAAGAAGUUCCUGAGCUUAUCUUGUGUGUUCGUAAAGAGAGAAUGAAUUAUAUAUUCAAUAUAAUGAACAUUAAAUAUCCUGCAUGAAGGACGUAAAAUGUAAUUAAAAAAUGCAUUUAGAUAGAACGUAGAACCUCUUCCUCUCUCUCUCAUUUCUUUCUCUCUCGAGUAGCAAAGCACAUGCCAUGUUUGUUUCAGAGUAUUAUGUAUUAAGUCAAUCGUAUCAGUAAUAAUUGCGGUAAAAGCGAAAGUGAUUCGACGGAAUAAAAGGCGCGCAACAUCGCGAUAUAGGAUCACGUUAUUAGUUUCUUAUGAAAACUGACGAUACUUAUGAAAAGCACACAGGUGCAACAUAAAAUAUAUAUUACAACAUAAGAAAUUUUUAACGUAAUUUAUUUGUGGAAUUCUUUUUUAUUUGUCCGAUUUAAAUUGCUCCGGCAGCGAAUAGACUUCACUACUAAGUUUUCACGGUGAACAAGCGAUACAUGUACAUGUAAAAUAGACACGAUGCGUUUUACGAACCAACGAGUAGAUUAAUAUUCCCCCGAUUAUAGUCGCGUUGCUUCUAUAAAUACGUCCCUGCGGCGAACGCAAUGUUAGCACUAAGUAAAGCGUCUCGUGUAUCUCGCUACAGUGUUAGAUCCAUUAUCAAGAUUCGAGAUCGAGUACCUGUAAAGUUUUCGUAUUUGUUGCCUGAUGUUAUUUUAGAUUGUGAUAUUUUUACAGUAGCGUAUACUUAAGUUGAUAUGUACUUAUCCCGAUGAUUUUUAUGAAUUUAUUCGACCUACCGAUUGUUUUACCCGCGUCUACAACUAGCAUGUCUUACAAGCCCUUUACCAUAAGGUGCUACGUAAUUAUUCUAGAUAUAUAGUAUCUGCACUGUAAUUAAACAAUUGUUACAGUAGAAAUUGCGGUAUGUCAUACCUCCAAAUUGAACAAUAAAUAUAUUUAAGUACUAA
Molecule: messenger RNA, 7686 nt
Organism: Odontomachus brunneus
Lineage: Eukaryota; Metazoa; Arthropoda; Insecta; Hymenoptera; Formicidae
Gene: milt
Product: trafficking kinesin-binding protein milt
Exons: 10
Source: RefSeq, a predicted model, not a curated record